Molecule: messenger RNA, 1182 nt
Organism: Symphalangus syndactylus (siamang)
Lineage: Eukaryota; Metazoa; Chordata; Mammalia; Primates; Hylobatidae
Product: YEATS domain-containing protein 4-like
Biological process (GO): regulation of DNA-templated transcription
Source: RefSeq, a predicted model, not a curated record
AGAGGAGCGCGGCCUCUGAGGGGAGCGGCGACCCCGCCAGCCCCGGUGUCUUUCCCUGGCGGCGGCGGCUUCUUCCGUGGGACAAUAUGUUCAAGAGAAUGGCCGAAUUUGGGCCUGACUCCGGCGGGAGAGUAAAGGGUGUUACUAUCGUUAAACCAAUAGUUUACGGUAAUGUUGCUCGGUAUUUUGGAAAGAAAAGAGAAGAAGAUGGGCACACUCAUCAGUGGACAGUAUAUGUAAAACCAUAUAGAAAUGAGGAUAUACCUGUAACCCUGUAUCAUUUGCUAACGCUGUUUCAAUCAGACACGACAGUGGUUUCAGAGUUCUAUGAUGAAAUGAUAUUUCAAGACCCAACAGCAAUGAUGCAACAAUUAUUGACAGCAUCUCGUCAGCUAACAUUAGGAGCCUAUAAGCAUGAAACAGAAUUUGCAGAGCUUGAAGUGAAAACCAGAGAAAAAUUAGAAGCUGCUAAGAAAAAAACAAGCUUUGAGAUUGCAGAGCUUAAGGAGAGAUUAAAAGCAAGUCGUGAAAAUAUAAAUUGUUUAAAAAAUGAAAUCAGAAAACUUGAAGAAGAUGACCAAGCAAAAGACAUAUAAACAGUUCUCAGGAGAACUUUUUCGUAAGCUAAACUGAAAAUAAGGUGGGCUUCACUGGAGAAAUGGACUUACUGCAAAUGCUAUGAUGUUUCUUAGAGGAACUUCAUAUACAGCUGUUGACCAUGAAUUUCUUAGCAAUAGGAAUUUGUACUAUUUAAGCAAUCUUUAAUGGAAAAUAUGUGUGCAAGAAUGGAUGCUAUAUAGGUAUUUUACCAACCCAUUUUAAGAAAAUUCUAUGAUAUUAAGCACAGUUUUUAAAAAUGUUUAUUGUAGUAUAUGUAUAGCUUAUUACCCUUUUCACAGGCAUCAAAAUUUCAUUAUAAAGUAUUACUUGUAAAAAAAAAAAGUAUAUCGACAGCAACACUUCUCACAGAAUGGAAAAAAACUGUGAUGGUCAGAGAUAGUAAUUUAUCAAACAGGAAAAGUAUAUGGGGUUGUAUGAAGGAUAAACAAGAACAGAGGAUGUUCCAAAGGAGACCACAUGAAGCAGAAACCUGAGGUAAAAGUGCGAGGAACAGGAAUUGGUUUAAGCAAUUUGGAUUUUUUUUAAUUCCUCUGAUUUCUUUAUCUCUCUGAGUUUACUUUA